Phytophthora sojae is the source of this 606-nucleotide messenger RNA. RefSeq lists its product as hypothetical. Lineage: Eukaryota; Oomycota; Peronosporomycetes; Peronosporales; Peronosporaceae. The annotation marks the transcript as partial. Gene Ontology annotation, biological process: DNA repair; regulation of transcription regulatory region DNA binding; DNA damage checkpoint signaling. The transcript has a single exon. Gene Ontology annotation, molecular function: histone H3K79 methyltransferase activity. Gene Ontology annotation, cellular component: nucleus. The record is from RefSeq and is a predicted model, not a curated record.
CUCACCAGGCGUGAUGUGCGCGCGAGUGAACGUCAGCUAAAUACCGGGGAGAUUACAAUGGCUGGGGUGUCCAUGCUGAUCGAAGAAGCGAAUAUUCAAGUGAAUGACGUGUUUCUGGAUGCUGGAUCCGGCGUGGGAAAUGUUCUCGCUCAAAUCGCUCUGCAAACGCAAGCAUUUCGUGUGGUUGGUAUUGAGAUCCAACGUGACCUGGCCGCUAGAGGUAUGGAGCUGAUACCGUCUAGGGCAUCGCGCUUUCCACACUUGCUCAAGAUCAGCGUCGUCACCGCAGACAUCCGCAAUAUUGCUGAAGGCAGCGAUACUGUUAUCAAUGCUGAUCCAGACUCGAAGUUGGCUCAACCCAGCUCCCUUAUCAGCUCCGCCACCCUUUUAUUUUGCCACGACACUGUGUUCGAAGAAGAUGUGGUUUUGGCAAUGCGUGCUUUGUGCAUGAAGCUACCUCAUCAACGUCUGGUGGCGCUAGCAACACGAGUGUGUCUGCGGCAUCGUAAUACGUGCCGAAAUUCGUUUUGCAAGCGGUGGAAGUUACUGAAAACAAUUCAGGUUCGGAUGACUUACAGCAGCUCCCUUCGGGAUUUACACCUGUAC